AUGGCAAUUUGUACUCUGCACGGGAGUAUACUCGUACCGUACCGGUCAAAGAGGAAACAAGACCACCACUUGCACUACAAACACAACCAAGAACAACAACAACAACAACAACAACAACAACAAAAAAGCAAGAAGAACAAUAAGAAGUUUGUGGGAGUGAGACAAAGGCCAUCAGGGAGAUGGGUGGCAGAGAUCAAAGACACCACUAAAAAGAUUAGGAUGUGGUUAGGCACAUUCGAGACAGCCGAAGAAGCCGCAAAAGCAUACGAUGAAGCCGCCUUCCUUCUCCGUGGAUCGAAUACUCGUACUAACUUCAUCACUCAUUCUUGUUCUAAUUCUCUCUUAGCUUCAAGAAUCCACAAUCUUCUUCACCUCAAAAAGCUCAACAAUAUUGAUACUAAUUCAUCCAAUAAUACUCCUCCUUCUCAAACAACAACAACUACUACUAUUACAACAACAACAACAACAACAACUAGUAGUAGUAGUGAAAAUGCUAGUCCUUUGGAAGAAGUUAUGGGAAAAGAAGAGAGUGUGAUGAUGAAUGGUAAUGAGGAUGUUUAUAGGCCAAGUUUUGAGAAUAUUGGUGAAGAGUUUUACGUUGAAGUGGGUUCUUCUUCUUGUUCAGUGUUUGAUCAUGAUCAUGAGUUUGAAUUAGAUAUAAAAAGUGGUGAUGCAUUGUGUGAAUUGUCUGAGUUUGAUAGGAUGAAGGUGGAGAGGCAGAUAUCUGCUUCACUUUAUGCUAUGAAUGGAGUUCAUGAGUAUUUGGAGGCAGUUACUACUGAUCAUUCAUCUUCUUAUGAUCAGAUGUGGGAUCUUCCUCCUUUGUGUCACUUGUUUUUCAGGAGUUCUUGAUUCUCAUAAUUUUGUUUGUUUCAAUGCCAUCUAUUGUCCUUUU
This is a messenger RNA of Dioscorea cayenensis subsp. rotundata (Guinea yam), 895 nucleotides long. RefSeq names its product ethylene-responsive transcription factor ERN1. The record is from RefSeq and is a predicted model, not a curated record. The transcript is spliced from 2 exons. The coding region runs from base 1 to 852 and encodes 283 amino acids. Gene Ontology annotation, molecular function: DNA binding; DNA-binding transcription factor activity. NCBI's taxonomy places the organism in Eukaryota, Viridiplantae, Streptophyta, Magnoliopsida, Dioscoreales, Dioscoreaceae. Gene Ontology annotation, biological process: regulation of DNA-templated transcription.